Adineta steineri is the source of this 288-nucleotide messenger RNA. NCBI's taxonomy places the organism in Eukaryota, Metazoa, Rotifera, Eurotatoria, Adinetida, Adinetidae. The record is from the annotation of a GenBank genome assembly.
AUGCAUGAUUGCUCAAUCUACCUUUGUUUCUAUCCUCCAUUACAUACAACUGUAUCAGUUCAACCAAAUACUUCAAUACUACAAAAUAGUUUUCUAAAUGAUGAGGUUUCAAAAGCUGAUUUACCUUAUCGAAGUUUAGCACAAUUUGAUGUUCUUUCAAAAAUUGAAAUACAAAUGUUUGAUAUAACUGAUCCACAUUCAUUUAUGAGUUCAUUAACACGCAUACAAGGUUUACCAGGUGCUGUACAAUUAGAUAUAAUGUAUCAUGUUUAUUUAUGCAUGAAGUAA